Oryza brachyantha (malo sina) is the source of this 1813-nucleotide messenger RNA. Its product is annotated as protein ALTERED XYLOGLUCAN 4-like. NCBI's taxonomy places the organism in Eukaryota, Viridiplantae, Streptophyta, Magnoliopsida, Poales, Poaceae. The transcript has 2 exons. Gene Ontology annotation, molecular function: O-acetyltransferase activity. Gene Ontology annotation, cellular component: Golgi apparatus. The record is from RefSeq and is a predicted model, not a curated record. The coding region runs from base 711 to 1358 and encodes 215 amino acids.
UUGCUAUCGUUUCGCAUCAGAUUCAGACAGCAAUGGCAGCUGCACCAGAUGCAACAGCUGUGGAACAGAGCCGCAGCUCCCUUCCCACGAAGCUCCUCGCGUUUGCGCUCUGUGCCGUCUUCACCUUGUCUUUCUCUCUCAUCUACUUCCACUCCCCUCCUCUCGUCAUCUCCUCCGCCAAUCUGCUUGCCCAAUUCCAAUCACGGGGACUGAGCAGGACGAACAGACGAUCCUCCCAUUGAUCUCACACCUCCUCGAGCUGUUUGGAAGCAAUGCGACUACAGUGAUGGGAGGUGGGUGUGGGACGACGGGCAUGGCGGCGGCGGCGGCGGCCGCCGGUACGACAGCGAGAACUGCGACAUGAAGAUGACGUACAAGUGCGUCGUCAACGGCAAGCCAGACGGCGGGUACCUGCACUGGCGGUGGCAGCCGGCGGGGGCAACCUCUCGGCGCUCGACCCGGCGGCGUUCUUGAGGCUCGUCAGGGGCAAGCGGCUGGCGUUCGUCGGCGACUCGACGGCGCGCAACCAGGCGGAGGCCCUCGUGUGCCACCUCGCCACGGUGGCGCGGCCGGUGACCGUGCGGCGUGACGAGGAGCGCCUCGGGCGGAAGUUCUGGCGGUGGUCGUUCCCGGCGCCGCACGACGUGAACAUCUCGACGUACUGGUCGCCGUUCCUGGUGCGGUCGGAGGGGCACUCCGAGGACUACGCGAUGGAGCACGAGGUCGUCUUCCUCGACGCGCUCACCGAGCCGUGGGCGGCCGACCUCGACGCCAUGGACGUGAUGGUGAUCUCGGCGGGGCACUGGUUCCCGCACGGGGCCAUCUACUACGACGACGGCCGGAUCGUCGGCGUGCACAACCGGCCGGACAUGAACCGCACCGAGAUGAGCGUCGUCGACGUGUACCGCAAGGUGAUGCAGCGGACGCUGGAGCGCGUGAACUCCAUGUCGUCGGGCGACAAGCUCGUCGUGGUGGCGACCAUCCCGCCGGCGCACUUCGACAGCAAAUACAGCUGGAACCACCGCGACGCGUGCUCGCGCCAGACGCCGUACGACGCCGGGGAGGCGAAGGUGGAGGACACCGAGGCCGCGCUGAGGAAGGUCGUCCUCGACGAGGUGGCGAUCGCGGCGGCGAGGCGGCGGCGGCGGCGGAGGGGGCUGCGGUUCGAGGUGCUCGACGUGACGAGGCUGGCGUCCAUGCGGCCCGACGCGCACCCGGGGGUCUACAUCUUCAAGCACGCGUACGCCGGUGGCCCGGUGCCGGAGACGGCGCCGAACGACUGCCUGCACUACUGCGCGCCGGGGCCGGUCGACACGUUCAACGACAUCCUGAUGCAGAUGAUCGCCGGCGGCGGCUAGACGCCGUCGAGCUCCGCACGCCGCGCCCUAGCUAGCACGUACGUGGGCGGUGUGGCGCGUCGCACGGUCUCUCCGUGCCAGGCGGAUCGAUCUAUCAUUCUUUGACAUUUGACUUUGGCAUGAGUUUUCUGAACUAUUUACUCUUCUGCCAUAUGAUCAUGAGCAUGUACGUGAGCCUAGAACAUGUCGAAGUUCUCUAAAUUUGGUUAUCCAUAUCUUUAUUUAGAAAUCAAUUUUACAGUCUUUGAGAAGGUAACAGGAGUUACCAAAAUUUUAGUGUAAAUUUGGUAACUUUUGGUAUCUUAUGUACUAUGAGGUACUAAAUUUUACACUAAAUUUUAGUACCUCUUGGUACCUACUCAAGAAUCGUAAAAUUGCUCUUAUUUAGAUGAUUAUAGAAAACAAUUUCAUCCUUCGUAUCUCUCUGUACUCCAGCAGAUUAUCUAUAUAUGACA